Molecule: messenger RNA, 903 nt
Organism: Schistocerca nitens (vagrant locust)
Lineage: Eukaryota; Metazoa; Arthropoda; Insecta; Orthoptera; Acrididae
Product: peptidoglycan recognition protein 1-like
Exons: 4
Coding region: 32-826 (264 amino acids)
Biological process (GO): peptidoglycan catabolic process
Molecular function (GO): N-acetylmuramoyl-L-alanine amidase activity; zinc ion binding
Source: RefSeq, a predicted model, not a curated record
GAGCGCGAACAGAACUGUCUGCAUUGAGUACAUGUCGUCAGUCGGCAAGAUGCGCAUUCUCAAGGCGGUGAGCGGCUCACAGAAACAUGGAUCCGUUGAGAUCCAGCAGGAUGGUGGACGACGACGACCUGUGCGGAUGGCGACAAUGAUGCUGAAUGCCUCUACUGUCUUGAUUUUCAUCAUCUUUGCAGCAGUGGCUUAUUUCACAGACUUACCAACAGUUUGCGGGAGCGGCCACACAGCGACACUUCCGGUGUACAGCUCAGAGCGGCGCAUCGUGCCACACUCGUCUUGGAGCCUGCGGCAACAGACCCACACUAUCCAGUUGGGCCAUCCGACGCCGUACGUGGUGGUGAAGCACACAGCGGGACCGGAGUGUUUCGGCCUGAACAACUGCACUUCCGUACUGCGAGCCAUACAGGAGCUGCACUGGCAGAUGUAUGAUCAACCAGAGAUCUCCUACAACUUCUUGAUCGACAGUGAUGGCAAUAUCUAUGAAGGCCGAGGGUGGAACAGCACAAACCCCAGUAAGGAUAUUGGGCUGCGCUGCAAUGUUGAUGUGGCGCUCAUCGGCAACUACGUCGAGCGCAACAUGACUAAGGGGAUGUCAUCAGCACUGCGCUGGUUGCUGGAGAAGGGUGUGAGCAUGGGUAUGCUGGCGCCCGACUACCGCCUGCUGGCACACAACCAGGUGAAGAACACGCUCAGCCCAGGGCGCUGGGCCCUCCUGGAGAUCGCAGACUGGCCACACCGCUGCCUAGAGCACUGUGACCAGGGCGUCGUCUGCACCCAUCCUGCUGACAGCGACGACAGCUCCGGCCACUAGAUCUGUUUGGUCAAGAAUCCUACCAUUUAAUCAUAAAAUAUCUUUAUGAGUGAAUAAAUGCAAACUUUCGUGAUAAA